CCUCGCUUCCUCUCAUCGCAUGAGUUGACAUGGAUAGAAAAGAGCAGAAGCUUUGAACUAUCCCAACAGACUCCCGUCCUACCGAACCGAGACAAGUGGAGUGGAUAACCCAGUCAGACGAGAUCGCUAAUUAGACUACACACAGACUCGAAUACAUCGCUACAGUCGGUCCUCUCAUGCACCGUCCCGUUUCAUCUGUCGUUAUUAUAUGAUUAUUAUUGCGGCCGCUCGCACCUUGUUAUUCCGGUGGGGAGUAAAUUUAUAUGGCCGCGACGCUGAUCACGAUGAGCGCUGGGACCGGGACCGGGCAGGACGAGAUGUUCUACACCCUGCUCAAGCCCAUGCUUUCGGAAGGCUUCCCGGUCGAGGAGUCGGCUCUGUUCGGUUUCGAUACCAAGAACCUACUGACGGAAAGGAGUGGACAGAGUGAAUACGGGCACCAGACAGGGAAGAGUGAGCUGGAUAAGUACCUCUCCCCCCAGACGCCUCUCCUGAUGCCCCAUCCUGACCCUUCAGAGCAGAACAAGUCUCGGCGGGACAGUGCCUCUGUGAUGGAUCACUUCUUUGGCGACGACCAGGGUGGAUCUCCUUACAGCAUCAACAUGAACGUCUUCCUGCCCGACCUGGCCUACCUGAGGAUGGGCUUGUGUCGGCCGGCACGCCCAGGGCCUGGGGGUAACGGCGGAGGCAUGGGCCAGCAGGUCAAAACAGAACCCCCGUCCUCCUCUCCCUUCGCCCAUCCUCACCCUCACUGCCCCAGCAGUAGCGUCCACAGUAACAGCAUCAGCCUUUCCACGGUAACGUCGGUGUCUUCUUCUUCUUCUUCUUCGUUACCAGAGUUCACUAGUGUGUUCAGCCCGUCGGGUGGUGGUGACCCGACCUCUGACGCCGUGGCAACGGGAGGUUCUGUUUACGUGAAGGAGGAGCUGGGGUCGUUCGAUCUGCCUCACGACGACUCUCUGUUCCAGCUGCUCUCUGCGGAGCUGGACUCCGCCCCUCUCGCGCCCAUGCAUCACCACGGCAACAAUGCUCAUCACCGGGCGGGGCAGCAUCACGGAGGUUCCGGUCCCUCGCCCGUCAUGCACACCUUCCACGACCUACACUUAGCCGCCCAGGCCCAGCAGCAACACCAACAACUACAGAGUGCCAAGGAAAGCUACUGUGGUGGGCUGCACAGCGUGGGAGGGGCCUACCCUCACCCUCACUUCCUCCAGCAGCCCCAGCACCAUCAGGCCAAGGCCCCCUACCUGCCCCCCUCUCCUCCCAGCUCGGAGCCCAGCUCCCCAGAUCGUCAGAAGGACCUCCUUCAGAAUCUCUCGCCUCCCCCUUCAUAUGCCGCCACUAUCGCCUCCAAGCUGGGAGUGAGCGUCUCCCCCAGUCUUUCCCCCACCGGUGUGGCUCGGCCCUCAGCCUCAAGUCUAACUCCAACCCCAGGCUGCGGCCCAGCUCCAAGCCUGAACCAGUCCAUGCAGGUCCGCUACAACCGCAGGACCAACCCAGACCUGGAGAAGAGGAGGAUACACCACUGUGACUUCCCAGGAUGCAAGAAAGUGUACACCAAGUCUUCCCAUCUGAAAGCCCACCUGAGGACCCACACUGGUGAGAAGCCGUACAGGUGUUCGUGGGAUGGAUGUGACUGGCGUUUCGCCCGUUCUGAUGAGUUGACUCGUCACUUCAGGAAACACACAGGGGCCAAACCGUUCCAAUGCUCUGUCUGCUCUCGCUCCUUCUCCCGGUCAGAUCACCUGGCCCUGCAUAUGAAGAGGCACCAGAACUAACACACACAGGGGCCAAACCGUUCCAAUGCUCUGUCUGCUCUCGCUCCUUCUCCCGGUCAGAUCACCUGGCCCUGCAUAUGAAGAGGCACCAGAACUAACACACACACACAACACACACUAGCUUGAAUGAAGAGGCACCAGAACUAACACACACACACAACACACACUAGCUUGAAUGAAGAGGCACCAGAACUAACACACACACACACACACACACACACACACACACUAGCUUGAAUCACAUGGACAUGCACUCAAAUCAGGAAACGGUCAACCUAAACUGUACAGUGGUACAACACCACUUUCCUGGAAGAUACACUAUAGUCUUUAUCUUGGCCAGGUCACAGUUGUAAAUGACAACUCAACUGGCCUACCUGGUUAAAUAAAGGUGAAAUAAAAUUAAAUAAGUCUUAGACCAGUGGCUCCCAAACUGUGGGCAGGGACCCUGGUUUAGACUACAGUAUAACUUAUUAUCUGGGGGGGGGAGACCCUGGUUUGACAUCUGGUACUUUCCUGAAACACUGGAAUAGAUGUGUCUCUAUACUAUAUGGAGAACAGUAUCUCUCUCUCUCUCUCUCUCUCUCUCUCUCUCUCUCACUGUCUCUCUCUGUCUCUGUCUCUCUCUCUGUCUCUCUCUGUCUCU
Molecule: messenger RNA, 2421 nt
Organism: Oncorhynchus nerka (sockeye salmon)
Lineage: Eukaryota; Metazoa; Chordata; Actinopteri; Salmoniformes; Salmonidae
Product: Krueppel-like factor 5
Exons: 4
Coding region: 264-1778 (504 amino acids)
Biological process (GO): regulation of transcription by RNA polymerase II
Molecular function (GO): DNA-binding transcription factor activity, RNA polymerase II-specific; RNA polymerase II cis-regulatory region sequence-specific DNA binding
Source: RefSeq, a predicted model, not a curated record